CCCCGUCAAUUGAUAUCCAGAACAUUUUAUCAGAAGUUAGUUUGCGUUACUAGCCUCUCCUUCACUCACUCAUCUUUUAAGAUCCUGUAACACCUUUUUUUCCCCCUCUUUUGGACGUGUAGACAGGCGGCCUUGGCUAUGGCGGUAGGCCGGGUGAUUGCGUGUGCCCUGUCCGUGUUUGUCGCUCUGUUUUCGGACAGGUUUGUGCUGGUGGCUUCCUUCUCUCAGUCUAUGGACAGCGACUUCACUUUUACUCUAGCCGCCGGUCGCAAGGAGUGUUUCUUCCAGACUAUGAAGAAGGAUGCCUCACUGGAAAUUGAAUACCAGGUUUUAGAUGGAGCAGGUCUCGAUGUAGAUUUCUUAAUUUCCUCUCCUUCUGGUCAAGUGCUGUUCAGUGACUACCACAAGUCCGAUGGAGUACACACUGUUGAGACUGUGGAUGGAGACUACAUGUUCUGCUUCGACAACACAUUCAGCUCUGUCUCCGAGAAGCUCAUCUUCUUUGAGUUGAUCCUGGACAACAUGGAAACAGAAGAAGAACAAGACGACUGGAAGGCGUACGUCCAGGGAACCGACAUACUGGACAUGAAGCUGGAAGACAUAAUGGACACCAUCAACAACGUGAAGGCUCGGCUGGGCAAGAGUGUGCACAUCCAGACGGUGCUGCGUGCGUUCGAGGCUCGCGACAGAAACAUCCAGGAGAGUAACUUUGACAGGGUUAACUUCUGGUCCAUCACAAACCUUGUUGUUAUGAUGAUGAUAGCGGCGACCCAGGUCUACCUUGUCCGCUCACUGUUUGAAGAUAAAAGGAAAAUCCGCACAUAACACCACCCCGAACGAAAAGACAGACAGAGAAACUAAUGCCCUCAGACACCUUUGGGAUUUUUUUUCAACUGGUUUCCUACUUUUAACACAAGAUGUUCUAUGCACCCACACAUACACAAACAGACAUUUUGUCUUAUUAAUAACAAAGGGUUGUUGCCCUGGUCCACUGGAGUUUAGUGGCCAGGAUUCGCUGGUUUGGAACAGGAACUUUUAACUGUCGACCCCUCUGCUUUGCAAACUCCUCCAUGCUACAGAAAAAGUCUCUUUGUCUCUCUCUUUUAAACUUGUAUAUUGUUUUAUAGUCUUCCUUAGUGGCUGUAAUUCUUUCAAAAAGUGACAAGCACAGCAUAACAAGCAUGUUUAUGAUAUGAAUAUUUUUUUCUUACAGAGCCUAAAGUUAACAGGCCAGUGGCCAAUUGCAAAAAAUGUCCUCUUUGCCUCGGACAUAUUUGUAUACGCGAUAGACUAGAUGAAGAAAUUAUCUAGUGGGAAGUACAAUCAGUUAGACAGCAAGUCUUCCCUAGACAGAUAUUACUUUAAUAAAGAUACUGUUACAGAGAAGCCUCAGUUGUUUGUGAUUAGCUGAGUGUUUCUUCCAUUGCCUUGAACAUUUUUGUUAUAUCUAGAAAUUCAGACAGAUUUUCCCUUUCAUGCCAAUACUGAAAGUCAGACAUGCUCUUUAGCAAUCAAGGGGCCAUGGAUGAAGGGGCCAAAUCUCAUUAAGACUUCUGCCCUCCUCUCAUUUGCAAUGAUUUGUGGGCUUAAUGGCAGCUAGCUCCACUCCUCCGCUGUGAAGCUCGGUGCUGCUGGCAGGUGUCUGCUUACAGCCACCUACUGUGUGGAGAUGUGGAGUCUGCCUGUUUCUCUGGUGACUAAAGUCUAUUUCUAUCUUCCCGACACCUGGAAGGGCAUUACCACUACUUUAUCGGUGCACUGCUCAGUUCCUUAUGCACGGGCCACUUACUGCCUUGGCUACGUCAGCGUUCUUUUAAAAAUAUAUCUGUGAAUUAUUUUGGAUAUUUACAAUUUAUUAGCCACCAUUACAAGCUAUCUGAUCAUUGCACUGCCUCUGAUGCCACAGAACAACUUGUGUUUUGUAUUCAUAUUCUUUAGAGCAUUAUCUGUGGGCCCCAAAGUGUGUUUUUACAAUAAUGGGGGGCCAAUCAGAAACCGGUCCACAACGUGUUCUGAUGUGUGAGUGAAGGAAGCAGCUCUAGAGAUUUGUCUGUCAUUGGUUAAAAGAAGAAUGAAGUAUUAAGACACUGCUGUGGAUUUUCAAAAUGGUUGCUGAGAGAAUUUGUUUUAUUGUUAAUUCUGAGCUUCACAGGUGAAACUUGGUAACCCACUACCCUCCUGGAAGCUUCAUGUUGCCAUCUUCUGAUUUAACCUGAGCUGUAAGAUAAAGAACACACAGUGAGUUCAUGCCUAGUUCAACAGCCUUAAGUUGAAAGUAAGACAGUUUUUACACAGUUUUGCCGUACAUGUUGUUUCUCCCUGCAAUAACAAAUGUGAUGCCUUUUGAGUGUAAGAAAAUAAUCAUCCUAUGCCUUUGUUUAAGUGCGUUCAACCAUUCAUUGUUAUUCUGCCCGCCAUUAUCUCACUGUGGUUUGCAGUUUUUAAUUUAAAAGUAUGUAGUGUUGGAUUUUAAUGUGCUUCCGAGUUCUGCAAAAAUAAAGAAAACAAAUAUUUGUAUGUUACUGAGAA
Molecule: messenger RNA, 2529 nt
Organism: Gymnodraco acuticeps
Lineage: Eukaryota; Metazoa; Chordata; Actinopteri; Perciformes; Bathydraconidae
Gene: tmed5
Product: transmembrane p24 trafficking protein 5
Exons: 4
Coding region: 139-825 (228 amino acids)
Biological process (GO): endoplasmic reticulum to Golgi vesicle-mediated transport; Golgi organization; intracellular protein transport
Cellular component (GO): COPII-coated ER to Golgi transport vesicle; endoplasmic reticulum-Golgi intermediate compartment; endoplasmic reticulum
Source: RefSeq, a predicted model, not a curated record